UUGUUGUUGUUUCGUUUGUUGGUGGUGGUGCGGUGGUGGUUGGUGGUGGUGGUGCAACGAUAUUGCGGCAAGCAGCGGGCAGGUGGCGCUUGGUGUCCACCAAAAGCUGCAGCACUGUUAAUUGGAUUAGUCCCAAAAAGUCGUUAUAUCGAUAGAUAGACUUGAAAGUCGUUGUUUAGUGAAAGAGUUGCCCAUUAACUGCGUGCAGGGAGCGUGAGACACACACAUAGAGAAAGAGAGCGCGCGCGAGAGAGAGAGAGAGAGAUGGCCACCACACAGCAAUAUUCAUUGCGCUGGAACAACUAUUUGCGGCAUUUGACCUACUCAUUGGAUAACCACAGGCUUAACGAUGACUUCGUUGAUGUUAGCCUCUGUGUGGAUGGUCGCAAGAUCAAGGCCCACAAGGUGGUGCUAUCAUCAUGUUCAUCCUACUUCAAAGAGAUAUUCAAAGAGAAUCCACAUCCGCAUCCUGUCAUUAUAUUUAAGUUUAUCAAAUUCGAAGAUCUCAACUCGAUAGUCGAGUUCAUGUACCAGGGCGAGGUGAAUGUGCAACAAGAGGCGCUGCAAUCGUUUCUGCAAACGGCAGAAUUACUUGCCGUGCAGGGUUUAACCGCUGAGGAGAAGGAGAAGCCGCAGCUGCCGGUGGCGCCACUGAUCAGUGAACACAAGCUCAUCAAGACAAUACCCAGCACAAUACGUGCCGUCAACGAGCAGCAGCAGCAUCAUCAUCAACAGCAACAGCAGCAGCAGCAUCAUCAACAGCAGCAGCAGCAGCAGCAGGUGGCUGUGGCAACUGUCGGGCAGGCGCAGAGUGCAACACAAACCAUCGAAAUACCAACGGCAACGCUGUUGCAGGCAACGGCAACGCAGGUUCAAACGCAGGUCGCUGCUGUCGCCGCGGCACAGUUGCAAGUGCAGCAGAGCCAACAUCAACACCAGCAACAACAGCAACAGCAGCAGCAUCAUCAUGUACAAAGCACUCAGAUACAACACAUUCAGGUUCAGGCGGCACCGCCACAACAACAACAACAGCAGCAACAACAACAACAGCCACAGCAACAGCAACAACAGCAGCAGGUGGCAGCGCAGGCGCAACACCUGACGAUCACGAAUACUGUAUCGCUGCCAACGGCGAACAACGUGAAGAAGCGGAAAAUCACAUUCUCGGAUGACGAUGACAACAUUUACACCACCGAAACGGUCGAUUAUGCCGUAAAGGACGAACAGACCAUUGUGAAAACUGCUGAGAUGACUUUUCUGCGAGGUGCCGUCAAAAUGGAUAUACCAGAUUAUAUAGUCAGUGAGGUGGAUGAUCGUCUGUCGGACGGUGCCACGCCACAAACGUCACAGGAUGCCACCACAGGUGCCGCACAGACUGUGGCUCAAUACUCAUCCGAAUACGAGAUCCUAACUGAGUCUGAAAUCGAGGAGAAAUAUCAAGCAGAUCCCGAUAAUGCUGAAAUUGCCAUCGAAAUGACACGCUUGCUGGGCACGGCGAGUGGUGCAACAACCACAACCACCGCUCAGGCGGUGCUGGAGGAUGCUGGCGCUGUGACGACGGGUGGCACAACGACAGUUUCUGUGACGCCAGUGAAAACGGAUAAUAAAGCCAGUGGAACCAAUGAUUCACCCAAUAAUAAAUGGACAGAAUGUCAGUUUUGCAAAAUGGUUAUUACCACGGUGAAUCUUUGGAGACAUAUUCGCACCCAACACACGCCUCAACCACCGCGCAAAUGUGAGCUUUGCAAUAAGAAUUUUAAAAACAAAUACAGCCUCCGAGAGCACAUACGCAUCUCCCACGAGCAGAAGGUCGCCAUCAAGACGGAGAACUGAUGGACGAUCUUUCAAGUGCAGCACGGUGUCAAUUGAACCAAUCCGUCUCCGGUGGAUCGAGAUGUAUCAAUGGAGAAAGAGACAGCACUAACUGGCAGCACACUCACACACACUCUCAGUCAAGCAAGGAAGACAGAGAGAGAGAGAGAGAGAGAGAGAAAGAGAGAGCGAGAGGGUGAUGAAGGAGAGCGAGCUAAAACAUUACGUCCAAAACAAAAAUGCACUUCAAAAAUGUUAGCAAAUGCAAAGAAAAUGUUGAAAAAACUACAGAAAAAUCAAAUACACAACACACACCACACACCACACAUACAUAUAUUAUACACACACAAAACAUUUUACAGUCAUUAAUUAGCCUAAACAUUGCCACAUCAAAUCCAGCAUUAAUUUUUUUUUUUUAAUUUGUAUUUAGACCAAUUUCCACAACAAAAAUAUGCAGCAUAUGAGUAACUUAUUUGGAAUUUAAAAACUUGCGUUUUUGAGUGUUGGAACAGUUGGCUGAAAAAUAUAUAUACAUAUAUAUAUAUAUGUGUGUGUAUGUGUGUUACGUAUGUGUCUAUAAACAAAAGUUUGUAAUUUGUAAGCAAAAAAGGAAAAACUAUUUUCAGUCAGUAGAGUCAAUCAGUCAGUGGAGCUGGUGUAUCCCAUGUUGACCAAGCCAUGUCAUCUAUAUAUACCUAUAUAUUAAUUGGGUCUACCAAAGUCCCAUUCAAUUUACAAAAUGAGAAAUAACGUAUAUUGUUUAAUUUAUGAAUGUAUUGUAUUUUAGUUGUUUAGCUAGCGAAAGUGCGUCACGUACAUCACGAAUUGUACAUACUGCGUAGAACUAAAUCUUUAAAUUUAAACUAUUAACUAUAAAAUAUAAUAUAUACAUAUACUUGUAUAUAUAAAUUAUGUUUAGUUAAUUUUAAAACACUUUUGAGCUAGAGCCAAAGCCAGAGCAGGCCGUCAGUUCCAAUCUACAGUCGCUUAUGUUUUAUACUACUCGUAUAUUUAUGUAUUUUGCUCAACACACAAACAACACACACACAAAUUGUACAAAAUGAAAUAUGUUUUGCCAGCGAAUUGUGAAAAGCGUUCAGCAAUUGUUUAAACAUAGGCUGAGUUAAGGCAAACAUUUGUAUAUUAUUCUAUUUCUAUUAGUUUCUAAAACUUGCCACUCCCACAUUUCCAUACCUUCCCUCCCUACCUCUUCUCUAAAUUUAGAUAGUAUAACACAUUCAAUUUAAGCGCAAAAUACAACUUUCAUAUUAAAUUUGAAAUUUUUUUUAUUCGCAUAUAUUUCAAUGUCAUAAAGUUGGAUGUAUGUACAUCCCAUACUCUCCAACUCACCUUUCACACACACACAAACACAUAUACAUAUACACUCCUACACGCUAAAGAUAAUAUACAUAAAUAAUACUUAGUUAAUUAAAAGGCUAAUUAUAUAAUGAACAACUCAUACGUAUUAUAUAAAUGUAUAGAUAUAUAUUUACAUAUAUCGUAUCGAUUACAACAAUUUUGAUGUCAACAAACAAACAAUAAAAUGAAAGAGAAAACAUACAUAUACAACUUAAAGUGCAGUAAAAUGAACAGCAGAUUGUCUUCGGUCUAACCGAAGUUGAAACACUCUUGCAGACUCUACUCUAUCUCUAAGUAAAUAUGUUUAUAAAGUAAAUAUUUUAUUUAAAAUAUGUGGAAAUAAAGCAUUAGAAACUAUUGUAAUUCAGUUAUGCGAUAUGUAUUGCGAUAGUUCACGCAACUAUCAUUACUGUUAAUAAAAGAUUCCACUUUAAAACUGUUGGAAAACUGGAAAAUUCAUAUAGUCUGCAAGAGUAUUUAGAAAAUUUUUGUAAGUUAAAUUCAGAAAACAUUAAAAUUUUGUGUCUCCCGUAUAUAUUUGUGUAAUGUAAACAGCAACAGAAUAAGUAUAUGAAACAAAAAGAGAACCAAAUAUGCUAUGUGUACAUAUUUAUAAAAAAAAAAUGAAAUGAUAACAAAAUCAAGAAAGAAAGUAAGAAAAAUGUUUGAAUUUUCUUCUCCUUUUUUUUAAGCAAAGAAAAGGAUAACGAAAUGAAAUCAAAUCAAAUACACGUAAUAAAAGCCAAGAAUUAUACGUAUUUCCAGCUUAAUGAAAA
This is a messenger RNA of Drosophila innubila, 3947 nucleotides long. RefSeq names its product modifier of mdg4. Bases 265 to 1833 code for a protein of 522 amino acids. The transcript has 5 exons. Gene Ontology annotation, biological process: regulation of transcription by RNA polymerase II. Gene Ontology annotation, cellular component: nucleus. NCBI's taxonomy places the organism in Eukaryota, Metazoa, Arthropoda, Insecta, Diptera, Drosophilidae. Gene Ontology annotation, molecular function: protein binding. The record is from RefSeq and is a predicted model, not a curated record.